This is a messenger RNA of Anopheles cruzii, 297 nucleotides long. RefSeq lists its product as uncharacterized. The transcript is spliced from 2 exons. The coding region runs from base 1 to 297 and encodes 98 amino acids. The record is from RefSeq and is a predicted model, not a curated record. Lineage: Eukaryota; Metazoa; Arthropoda; Insecta; Diptera; Culicidae.
AUGUACUCCAAAGUUGUGAUUGUCGUUGCCCUGUGUGUCCUGAGCACCGUUUCGGCGGGUGUUGUUCCUGUGGCGUCCCCGCUAGCCGCGGCUGGAGUCAUCGCUCCAUACGCCACGUCCUACAAUGCGCACACGGUGAACCACAACAUUGCUGCUCCGUAUGUUGCGGCCGCUGCUCCGGUAGCCUACAGUGCAGCGCCAGUGUUGCCAGCGGCCUACACCGCUACCUACGGUGGUGCUGCCGUGCUGCCAGCGGCUUACACCUACGGUGCUGCCACCUAUCCGUAUCUGCUAUAG